Tarenaya hassleriana is the source of this 1231-nucleotide messenger RNA. Its product is annotated as probable xyloglucan endotransglucosylase/hydrolase protein 7. The transcript has 4 exons. Gene Ontology annotation, biological process: cell wall biogenesis; xyloglucan metabolic process. Gene Ontology annotation, cellular component: cell wall; apoplast. Lineage: Eukaryota; Viridiplantae; Streptophyta; Magnoliopsida; Brassicales; Cleomaceae. The record is from RefSeq and is a predicted model, not a curated record. The coding region runs from base 158 to 1027 and encodes 289 amino acids. Gene Ontology annotation, molecular function: hydrolase activity, hydrolyzing O-glycosyl compounds; xyloglucan:xyloglucosyl transferase activity.
CCUUUCUAAUCAAUACUACGACUCAUAUGUUUUGUUGGUGUAUAUAUAUAUACGCAUAUGGGUUAGGUUUCUUCAUUUCAUUCAAACCCAUCAAAGUUCUCGUACAUUCUUUGUAUAAAUAUAUACACACACACAUACACAACCAUAUAUAUUGGUCAUGCAUCUCUCCGUACGGGAUGUGCUGCUGGCCUUGUGCUUGGCAUUUUCAGCAUCGUUUCGACCGGUUUGGGGCCGACCGGCGACAUUUGAGGAGGAUUUUAGGAUCACGUGGUCCGAUUCGCACAUUGCUCAAAUUGAUGGAGGGAGGGCCAUCCAGCUCAAAUUGGACCCUGGUUCAGGAUGUGGGUUUGCUUCGAAGAGACGAUAUUUGUUCGGACGUGUCAGCAUGAAGAUCAAGCUCAUCCCGGGCGAUUCGGCCGGGACAGUCACUGCCUUUUACAUGAAUUCGGAUACGGAUAUGGUAAGAGACGAGCUUGAUUUCGAGUUCUUGGGAAACCGGAGUGGACAGCCGUACACGGUUCAGACCAAUGUAUACGCUCAUGGUAAAGGCGACAGAGAACAAAGAAUCAACCUCUGGUUCGACCCUUCUAAAGAUUUCCAUGAUUACACAAUUUCGUGGAACCAUCUCCGAGUUGUGUUUUACGUGGACAAUGUGCCGAUACGAGUCUAUAAGAACAACGAGGCGAGGAACGUUCCAUUCCCUAGAUUCCAACCAAUGGGAGUGUACUCGACAUUGUGGGAAGCCGAUGAUUGGGCGACACGUGGAGGAAUAGAGAAAAUCGAUUGGUCGAAAGCUCCCUUCUAUGCUUAUUACAAAGACUUCGACAUUGAAGGGUGUCCGGUUCCAGGCCCCGUGGACUGUCCGGCCAACCCAAAGAACUGGUGGGAAGGGUCCGAGUACCAUCGGCUAAGUUCUGUCGAGGCUAGACGUUACAGGUGGGUCCGAAUGAACCACAUGGUCUACGAUUAUUGCACCGACCGGUCUCGUUACCCUGUCCCUCCUCCCGAAUGCUUGGCCGGGAUAUGAUGAUCAAAUAUACAUACACACACACAUAUAUAUAUAUAUAUAUGUGUGUGUGGUGUUUGGAAUAUUGGUGUAUAUCAUGCCUGUAUGUGAAAUGUAAUCAAUAAUUGUUUUGUGAUGUGCGAUGAAGUGUAUCAUAGAGUAUAUGUAUUCAUGCAUCUAUGGAUUGAAACAUGUGUGGAUAUAGGAAGAAAGAAAUUAAGCACA